Durio zibethinus is the source of this 966-nucleotide messenger RNA. Lineage: Eukaryota; Viridiplantae; Streptophyta; Magnoliopsida; Malvales; Malvaceae. The record is from RefSeq and is a predicted model, not a curated record.
AUGAAAAACAAAGAUUUGAUACCAUCCGAAGAGCAUCAAGUGAACAAAGAUCAGGAUGUGUGGAGCAGUCUUCCACCAGAGCUUUUAAGUUUGGUAUCAUCAAAUCUCUUUGCAGGGGACAAAGCGAUUUUCCAUGCAAUUUGCAAAACAUGGCGAUCAAUCCCCAUUGCUCCACCACGUCCACUUCCUUGUCCAUUCGAUCAUGAUGAGGAUUCUCCAUUUCCAUGGUUGUUCCGAAUCCUAAAAGGCAAUACUGACAGAGGCCAAUUUUUUCAUCCCCUACAUAAUUACACUUGCGAGUUGGACCUUCCAGCAGAAGUAUUAGGUGCUGAAGUCCGCUUUUCAAAGUAUGGCUGGCUACUAAUGACUCGAGAUGAGGCACAUCCGUUUCUCUUCAAUCCUUUGACAAAAGAGAUUAUUGAACUUCCUGAGCUACCUCCCCUCGAAUGGGUGCAUUCGAUGUUCUUUACUUCUCCACCUUCCCCAGAUUGUUUGGUUCUCGGAAUCGAAGGGCGAUUUUAUUCAGUCUCCUUUUUUGUCCAUAAACUAGGAGAAGGUUCUUGGGAAAUGCUUAAUUUUCCAUGUAAGGGAAAGUUUCGAUUAUCUAUUUGCAAUCCAGUUUUAUACAAAGGAUUAUACUAUUGUUUGGAUGCCAAGGGAAACUUGGGAGUAUUUGAUCUGAAAGACAUAGAAAAUAGUUGGGAUACCUACAAAAUGACUUUCCCAUCAUGCCGUAUCAAUUCAAUUGCUCAAGCAUCUCUAGUGGAAGAUGAAGAAGAAUUGUUAGCCGUUCUCAUUACAAAGGAUGAUCAAAAGAUUCAUGUUUUAAAGUUGAAUCUGACAAGUAAGAUAUGGGAACCGGAUGAGAGACUUAGUGAUAUCCAUAACAUAUUGGAAAAUCCAUCAACCUUGAAGAACAAAUUUUGUGCCAUGCAUGAUGCACCUGAAAUUCAAGCUGAGAAUUGA